CUGAUUGUCAUUUUACUGCGGCCACUUCGCUGAGCAAAUACAAUACAACGAAGCACUUCUCACAUUGGCAGAAUUCUGGUUUAAUCAUUACCGAACUAGUUGAAUGGGAUUAUGAGGGUGACAACAUUUUCUGGUCAAUAUAUUGAGGAAGUUGGCUUCACGAGUAUUUGAACAGAAAACCAUAAAACCACACACGCAUCAUACGACACAAUAAGUUCCGGGUAAAUGGCAUGACUGUGCUGGUGGGGCAUUCCUGCGAAUCGACGGGAACUUGGUUUGACAAUCGGACGGACAAUGCGACUACCCAAGCGUGAACGUACACGCAUCACAAAUCAAUCGUGACAACGCGUUACCCCUUGCCAAAGAAAUAGGCACGACUAUCAUACUACACCCAUUCGUACAUGAAGGAGUGUAGAUCUGUUUAAAAACAAUCAGGUGACAAGAUAAGAGACGAACAAUAUUUUUUCCACCAACGGCCCAUUUUCAGUUGACAUCGCGUAUUGGACUGUCUAAGGAUCAUCAUGCCGUCUCGAUCGGCACAGGCUUACCGUGGAGAGAGAGAUGAUGACGGGUGGGUUCGUCCCUACGACCCGCACCGGGACGUCGGUGAAUGGUCUGUUCGUCCACAUGCUCAGAGGGGCCAAGAAAACUACGGUUUUGAGAGGGAUUACGACCCCCACUACGACCACUACUACAACCGACCGUACUACAUCUCGGGUAACAACGGAGAGAGUCGGUCACAAAGGACUACAUCAAGAUACUCUGACUCCAACAGACAUGUGCCAAUACCCAAGGCAAACCGACGGAGCUUCAUAUACUGGCUUCUCGCGAUUUUGUCCGUUCUUGCCGUGCUUCUUCUUGUCGCCCUGGCUAUCUUUGUUGUUAUUUAUGUACUUGAUCUCCAGAGAAACAACUCGACAACGUUGACCAUAGCACCAACUCAGCGUCCAGGAUUUACAACGCAAGCCCCUCCAGCAGUGAAGGUUAAUGUUGCCAUGAAGUUGAAUCAGCUAUUUUUGCCGGCUUACAAUGACCCUCAGUCCCAACAGUAUAUGGAUCUGGCAGCCAGUAUUAGUGCUUCUAUGGCUAAUGCCUUCCUGACGAGUGACCUGAGGGACAGUUACAUUGAGACAAAUGUCAACGGUUUCAGCAGUGGGAGUGUAGAUGUCAGCGUCACGAUCUCAUUCACUCAGGCCAUUGUGAUUUUGACACCGACGGCGGAGCCAAACAGCGGGACGUCCGUGGAAUCGCUCGUUGGGACGAAAGUUGAAAUCACCAUCACCACGGCAAUAGACAGCAAUGCCUGCUGCCAAGGCCUUGACAUUGAUGUAAAUACAGUGGAAGUCACACAAGUGGUCAUAGAAACAUCGCCGACCUCACGUCCGAGUGUCCCACCAACAGCUCCACCCCAACAGCCCACCCCCACCCCUGAUGUCCCUUCAGUGGCCCCACCCCUCACUGCUGCACCACCUACCCAGAUGCCGGAGCCUGUCGCUACUACAGAAUCAGCGGUUGAAGCUUCCACUGCCAAACCUGGUCCUGAUCCUGUCCCGACCACAGCAGAGGUUGAAGCUUCCACCGCCAAACCUGGUCCCGAUCCUGUACUGACCACGGCAGAGAUUGUCAUGACAACAGAGAAAGUCAUCCCUCCGACCACAGCACCAGUAAUUCCUGCGACGACAGAGGGAGCCAUCGCUGUUACACCGACAGAAAUGGCACCUGCCCAAACGACAACACCCGAAGCCCCUGCUUCUACCACUAAAACUAAGGAAACAACACCAGUUGUUGCCAUGACUACUGAGGAGAGCCUUGUUGACACAACAGCUGUCGGUAAUCCUGAGACAUCUACCCCUGCAGUUCCGUCUGCAACAGCAACUGAAGAAACAACACCAGUUGUUGCCAUGACUACUGAGGAGAGCCUUGUUGACACAACAGCUGUCGGUAAUCCUGUGACGUCUACCCCUGUAGUUCCGUCUGCAACAGCAACUGAAAUGAUCAUGACUACUGCCUCUCUUGAGACCACCACGGAAGAGGUGACAACAGCUGAACCAAGUGUAUUGAACCCGCCACAAUGUGGCCUAUCCAGUCAGCCCCCUCCAUCACCCCCUGGUGCUACCCCUACAGCUCCAGGUACGUGGCCGUGGGUCGGGUCCUUCAGGUACCGCACCGGCCACUACUGCGGGGCGACACUACUGAGCCAUGACUGGGCGGUGACCUCAGUCACCUGCCUCGGGACAAGCGGUUUGUUCAUGUCGAUAGUCUUUGGUGACGUCACAAGCUCCUACAGCCAAUCCGUUGUCCACGUGGAACGGGAAAUUGAAAGAGUUUACCCCCAUCCGGGUUUCAAUCCGGCUACCUACGACAACGACAUAGCGUUUAUUAAAAUGGCGCAACCCGUGGUGUACAGCGAUGGCGUGGGACCAGUGUGUUUUGAAGCAGGGAGCAGUUCUGCUUCCACUUACGGCAGUUGCUAUAUAGCUGGAUGGUCCUCUUUGGUCGGUGUACAAGAAAACCUGAAGACGGCAUUGGCCUCCAGCAUUGCUGACGGUCCGUGCCCUGAGUCUGAGCUGCCCGUGGACCUCACUGACAAAUUCAUCUGUGCCGAGUUUGCCAAUGCUGAUGGUUGCAUUGGUGACUUGGCCACUGGUUUGAUGUGUCAGAAUAAUAUGACGGGGGUUUGGACUCUCGUCGGUAUGAUUGACUCCACCUCUGAUGAUUGCCGAAAGGUCUCCUUUCUUAAAGUGUCCAGUUACUUUGACGUGGCAUCGUCAAUUGUCAACGGUGCCCCCGAGUACCAGUGUGACCCGAUUGCAGUCCCACAAUGCACCGCUGCCCUGUCCUACUCUUCCACUUACCCAACUACCCAGUCCGCAGCGACCGAUGUCAUGAGUGCAGCCGAGUCAUUUGGUCUGAGCUGCCACAGCCUCGUCAGUACCGUCCUGUGCACGGCCCUCUUGCCUGAGUGCCGGAGCAAUGGCGCCGGACUAACUUUGUGUAGGCAGACAUGCGAAGAGGUAAACGGCGCCUGUACUGACCUGCUCAACCACUUGGCGUUAUCCCUGGAGUGUGAAUCAUACCCUAUGGGCUUAACGAGUGAAUCAGGAUUAUGUGAAAGUGGACAAGACUACUCGUGUGGAAAUCGUAGCAUUUCACUGCCGGCCGUCUUUGACUACGUGACCCUCUCCUCUCCCAAUCACCCCAACCCCUACCCCAACAGCGCUGACUGCGUCUGGAUCGUUACGGCCCCACAAGACAGCUACAUGGUCAUCAAGUUCCUCUCGCUGGACAUAGAGACCUGCUGCGAUACGUUAUCCAUCGGAGAGGGAAAUGAUGUGGAGGACAGGACCAGCAUCCACAAACAGCUGUACGGUAACACCCUCCCCAUGCUCAUGGUGAUUCCUAGCUCUGUCGUGUGGCUGAGGUUCCAGUCUGAUUAUGAAACUCAGAAGCAGGGCUUCCAGGCCGAGGUUCAAGCCUUAGAAAACACUGGUCUAGCCAGUUUCUGUUCUGACGUGUCCUCUUUCCAAUGCUCUGACGGGAUGUCCUGUAUUCCAUAUCGGUGGCGCUGCGAUGGCUUCCAGGAUUGUGUACUCAACCAGGAUGAAUCGUGUCGAGUAUUUGUCCAACAAUUCUUCCUGGGCGUUGAUACGGAGCAGCAGAUCACGUCACCGGGCUACACCACAACGGGAUACCAUAACGGCGCCAGCCACACAUACCUUCUUAGCACUGUAUCCGGCAGCAAACUCCUCAUCAAUUGGGACGGCUUCUACACGGAAAAGGGCUACGAUUUCUUGGAAGUGGGCGAUGGCCUAGACCCAGCGGAUAAGUCCACGCUGUUCUUUCGUUGGGACGGAAACGAGCUGCCGCCGACGCUGCUCUCCAAUGGCAACGAGAUGUGGAUUUUGUUCACAAGUGACAAUGUUUAUAAUGACCGCGGUUUUGAUCUGGUCGUCUUUGAUGUUGAUGGCUCAGAGUCCUUUGACUGCCAGAACCAUCAGUUUGACUGCGGCCAUUCGGUGUGUAUCCCCAAAAGCAAACAGUGUGAUGGAGCAACAGAGUGUGUCGACGGAGCAGAUGAAGCUGGUUGUGUGACACUGACCCUAUCAGGCGCCAUGAUACUUCUGGUUCCAUUUACGAGUGAGCUUGAGAACCUAACCUCAACAGAAUAUGUGGGACUCAGCCAGAAUUUCACAAAUGCCAUGGACUCAGCUCUUGACAGUGGGCUGGGAGCCCAAUACAUCUACGUAGACACCACCAUCGACAGUUUCAAGUCAUCUGACGACCCAACCCUCAGAGCAGCCAACACACCAGACACCUUCGUGGAAUUCACCAUCCAACUGAUCAAUCUUCCCCCGGUCAAUCCAAUCAGUGACACUCAGCAGGCCGUCAUGGCUAUUCUAACCAGCGAAGCCAGCGAUGGAAGCUUGGGAAGCAUCCCCGUCAAUGCCAGCUCGGUUGAAAUUUACGAUGUACCUGAAUUAGCUACGACCGAGUCACCAGAAGUAACGGAAAGGCCAUCCGUGUGCGCCGGCGAUGAGUUUGAGUGUGACAGCGGGCAGUGUGUUCCUAGGGCUUCAGUCUGCGACCAAACCGCUGACUGCUCGGAUGGCACUGAUGAAGUAGUCAUGGCGCUCUGUCCUAUCGCAUGUGGACCUUCGGAUGUUGACCUUCCAACCCAAGGCUCCGUUAGCCUGGCUGUGCCCACUUUCUUGCCAGGCUUAGCACCGGCAACCUUUAGUAGGUGCGGGUACUUGGUGACUGCCCCGGAAGGCUACAGGAUCUAUCUGGUCAUGCACAAAGUCAAAUUUUACCUUGUUUAUCAAACACUCAUUCUGACCUUCGGAGAGGGGAAAGUGAUCCAGUACGACAGGAGUGUGGAGCAGCCGCUGGACAUCAUCAGCCAGAGUCGAUUACUGCAGAUUGCUUAUUAUGGUUACGUAUGGAUUGGAGACUACGGCAUUGACUUUGAAUUCCGGGCCACUAAUGACACAGAUAUUGAUGUGUGCGACAAUGGUGUUCAGGUCUUACCUGCGGAGAAGAUAUGUGAUCAGAGACACGACUGCUUGGACUACAGCGAUGAAAUCGGCUGCCAGCCCCAAUGCGGUCAGUCCAACUACACCCUGGCCCCUGACGUCACGGUCCCCUUGCAGUUGACCGAUUACCCAGCCAAUUAUGUCAACAGCAUGGCCUGUUUGUGGUUGAUCACCGGCGUGGCCAACGCCUCCAUCAUCUUCCAGACAUUCUCAGAUCUGGCCGCUGGGGAUACGUUGUCCUUUGGUCGAGGGCACGACCCGUACGACCCGUUGAGUACCGUGGCCGUGGUACCUGGCAUCCUGUCCAACGGUUCCUAUGUCCUGGUGUCGGAGAGCCAAGCAUGGGUGCUGUUUGUGUCUGAUGCGGGAGAGACAGGCACAGGAUUCAGUGUCAGCAUGCAGGUGCUGUAUGAUGACGAUGGAGAUUUCUUUCACUGCAGCAAUUUGGUGCAAGUGGUGCCCAUGGACAAUCGAUGCGAUGGGCUGGCUGAGUGUGUAGGAGACCCCAGUGAUGAAAUCGACUGUGACGCAGUAGAUACAUGCCAGGUCAUCCCGAUUGCCAACUGUUCCCGGCUCCUCCCCUACAGCAGGACCCAACUCCCCGGCCGUUUUGCCACGAACGCUGCCUCCGCGAUGGCCCAGUACCAACAGGCCACAGACCACUUCUGCCAACCCCAGUCGGAGCUGGCGAUCUGUUCGUUGCUGUUCCCAGAGUGCCCCACGGCCGAGCCAUCCAGCAGGCGGGCCGUCUGUCGGAGCGUCUGUGAGGGGGCAGUGGAGGGCUGUAACUUCAACGACGGCAUCUGUGACUCCUUGCCAGACACCGGCGGCGAUCUGUGGUGUAAUUACGAGAAUGACAUCCUAGAGACUGGGAUCUGCGGAACUGCUCCAGCGGGACCCAACCCCGUUAACCGUAUCGUCAACGGUCAGGACGCGUCGCUGGGUGAGUGGCCCUGGAUGCUGGCUGUCCUGGAUGAGGAUUUUAACCAUCGAUGUGGAGCCACCUUGAUCAGCAACCGGUGGGCCAUCACAGCUGGUCAUUGCGUCGGUGUCAGCGCUUGGGUCCUAGCCGGCGUUCUUGAUUUGUCAAACCUGGGAAGCCAUUACCAACUGGCCAAAGUCAGCCAAGCCACUGCGCAUCAGUUGUACGACGACAAUGAGCAAUAUGAUGUAUCACACGACAUUGCCGUGCUGAAGCUGGAGACUCCCCUGGAAUUCAACGACUACGUCCGACCGGCGUGUUUGAACGCCGCGCAGAACGAGACGGAAAUAUACCAGAAUUGCUACGCCACCGGCUGGGGAGCUCUUCAGGAAGGCGGUUCAGUUUUUCCCGACAUCCUGCAAGAGGUAGUCCUUCCUCUUAUCCCAUUGGAGAAUUGCACGGCUUUUCUUCAGGAUUUAUAUUUGAUCACUAAAUACAUGGUCUGCGCUGGCUAUGAGGAGGGUGGCAAAGACUCGUGUCAGGGUGAUAGCGGAGGUCCGUUGGUCUGUAAAGACAGUGACAACAGAUGGCAGCUGAUAGGAGCGACUAGCUUCGGUCUGGGGUGUGCUCGGCCAGGCAGACCGGGAGUCUACAGCAGGGUCUCGCAGUAUCUGGACUUCAUCCAGUACCACGUUAACCUAGAUCCGCCCACACCAGGAAAAGUUAUUGGCUGAUCUGGAGUAGGACAAGGAGAUAUCUGUGAACACUUGUGUCUCCAGUUGAAAAGGUCAGAUUAGUACUUAUAUUCCCGUCACCAUGGUGACCUACCGGUACUCACAGAUCUAUAAUCCAGGUCAUAUCGAGCUGUAAGCUCUACAAUUUAGAGACAAAAUUACAAAAUUGAAUGUUUUUAUGGUGCGGUAUAGUCAAAACAAGAUAUGACUGGUUAGAACUUGAAAUGGAAUUUCUUUUAAUUUCAGGUUGUCUUGUGUGUGUCGGAUUUGUGACCCUAAAUAAACCAAUUUAGCAAACAAAAUUAGAAGCCAUAUUUGAUGAAGAACCAGACUCGCGCUCAGGUAGUACAUGCAUGCACUCCUGGCCCCAUGGACCGAUAGCCCGAGUUACCAAAAUGCACAUAAGUUGUAUAUUUAAGAAUUCAUGCAGCAUGCAUGCGAAUGUGGUUCCGCGUCAAAACUGGCUUCCACUUUUGUUCGCCAUAUUUUUGUUUGGCAUUGUAAAGGGUAAGAUUUAAAUGUUGAAAAUGUUAAAAACAACCAUAUUUUUAACCAGAAGCCCUGAAGAGUUUUUGUUUCAUCUGUUUUUAUAAAACACAAUAUGUGUUGGCUUAUAAAGAUCUUAUGUUGCUUAACACUAAGUGGGGCAAAUGUACUUUUUGAGGAUUUCACGUGGUUGUUAUUGAUACCGGAUCACGGAUAAUAAACUUAACUGGGAUCCCAUUUUUCAAAUGCCAAUGUGUGAUGGUUCAACUUCAAAAUGUCUUCAGCAGACAGCCACCACUAUAAAUUUUGUAUUCACUCGGUACUUUCAGUUAACUCAGUUUUGACUUUUUACAGUUAUAUUUUAUAUAGCCUGGAUUUAAAAUAUUUGUAUAUAUCUGUUGAAUGGAAAGUGCCUACUGUAUGGUUUUUAAAACUA
Molecule: messenger RNA, 7611 nt
Organism: Patiria miniata (bat star)
Lineage: Eukaryota; Metazoa; Echinodermata; Asteroidea; Valvatida; Asterinidae
Exons: 35
Coding region: 522-6689 (2055 amino acids)
Biological process (GO): proteolysis
Molecular function (GO): serine-type endopeptidase activity; protein binding
Source: RefSeq, a predicted model, not a curated record